AUGGCUGCGUAUCGCGAUUCGACGAAGUCUUCACGUCUACCGGCUGAACUUUGCUGCUUGACAGGACUCUUCAUUGAGGCCUUCAACUACCAUGUCGGCAAGCCGUUGUCCACGGGGCCGGACAGACGUUUCGAUGCCAAAAAGGACACACGCUCAAAAUUCCUACCAAGCUCCGGAUCUGUACGACCAGGUUUUCAGGCCAGAGAUUAUCGUGAGGGUCAAGGCCCACCCAUAGGGAUCAUAAUAAGGACAUAUUGUGAUAACUUCUGUGCUCUAUUGAGCUUUAUAAAUGCAUUCCAAGGCUGUUGUCGUUCUAAAAUUGGGGUUCCUAAGACUUCAUCAAGCGAAUCCACCGCCGCAACUGCAAAAUUCAAUGCUAGUUCGCUUCCUGGCCACUUUGAGAAUAUCUUCCAACCGCGUUUAGAAAUGAAAUUAAUUGUUCAACAACAUGAAUCUAUCAAAGGAGUCCUCGAAACCCAGUUUUAUCCUUUUAUCCCAGACGAGUUCGUAUCUUGAUAUCGCAGCUCUUCUAUUUCUGGCCCAAAGUUGCACCGCCUUAGAGAGACUUGUCUCUUGGACGCUUACGCACGAUGCCCGAACCGAGUCCGGGGUUCGACUGAGGAAAUUAUCAUGGCAGGGUGCACCGAAAGCAACGAUUAUUCUAGGAGUCCUCGAGACUCAGCUUCUCUUCAUCUCUUCUGGACAGUCGUCCGAGCAGGGGCUACCGGCAUUGGCGGGGUCCCAGCUGCCGUCAUCGGUACAGGCAAUAUGAGGCAGGAUGAAAUGAAAAAACUCUUCUGCACAACUACACGGGCCACAGGCACAGACGCCGGUUGGACCAAGCAGGAGGGAGGCUCUAUCUCUCUCUCUCUCUCUCUCUGUCAAUCUCUUAGUCCCUACAAAUCAGUGUCUGUUCUGAUAAUGUGGCCGAAUGGCUCUGCAAAUGGCCAACUCCAUGACUGGGUAGCCCUGCCGAUGACGUCUAAUUGGCUGAGGGGCGUGUUUUCACACAUGACUGGUCUCGUAAUUACGCUCACGGACACACUGACAGUCGGGCAAAGAUGCACAAAGCCCGACCCUGACGACCCUGACGACCCAGCACCCUUCGCUUCAGCCGGUUUGACCCAUCCUUCAAAACGCGAUGCCCAUUGCGACUCUGUUCGCAGUGGCCUAGUGACAGAGUCGGCUUUUAUCGGUUAUGCCUCAGCAACUAUCGUGUUUCCUUCACAUAGGCUUUCCUUGACCUGCCAGCAAGUCCUCCCACCUGCAGGGGUCGGACUCUAA
Messenger RNA from Protopolystoma xenopodis, 1284 nucleotides. The record is from the annotation of a GenBank genome assembly. NCBI's taxonomy places the organism in Eukaryota, Metazoa, Platyhelminthes, Monogenea, Polystomatidea, Polystomatidae.